This is a messenger RNA of Mustela lutreola (European mink), 3792 nucleotides long. RefSeq names its product cAMP-specific 3',5'-cyclic phosphodiesterase 4D-like. Bases 1052 to 1516 code for a protein of 154 amino acids. The record is from RefSeq and is a predicted model, not a curated record. The transcript is spliced from 6 exons. NCBI's taxonomy places the organism in Eukaryota, Metazoa, Chordata, Mammalia, Carnivora, Mustelidae.
UUCAUAAAUUAUAGCCCCAUGUACGAGAAGCACGAGUCCUAUAGUUGCUGUAGUCCAGAGGCCUGCCAGUUCCUGCUUUAACGCAUUUGUAGUCCUAACUGAGUUCUAACACGGCCUUGGAUGUUUCUGUCCUAAAUAGCUGACAUUGCAUCUUCAAGACUGUGGAAGAGUUUGAACGUAGCUGCAUCACUGAGAGGAAGGACAGAUGAAUAUUGGGGGUAAAUGGUGGCAGUGCUAGGACCUUAAGUUCUUGGAGACUACUAAAUUAGAUUUUAUCAUCCUUGCAUUACUUCAUGGUAUCCAGAACAGUGCCUUGCACACAGAGUGGACGUUAAGACUAUAGGAAGAAUGCCAUUUGGCUUUUGAGUGGAUAAUUGUUGCAGUGAAAGCAGUGACAUUGGAAACAACUAUUGUCCGCUUGAAUUACCUGAAGCACCACCAUGAAAAGAAAUACCUGUGAUUUGCUUUCUCGGAGCAAAAGUGCCUCUGAAGAAACACUGCAUUCCAGUAAUGAAGAGGAAGACCCUUUCCGAGGAAUGGAACCCUAUCUUGUACGGAGACUUUCUUGUCGCAAUGUUCAGCUUCCCCCUCUUGCCUUCAGACAGCUGGAACAAGCAGACUUGAAAAGUGAAUCAGAGAACAUUCCAAGACCGACCAGCCUUCCCCUGAAGAUUCUACCAUUGAUUGCUAUCACUUCUGCAGACUCCAGUGGGCACCCAAAGGAAGCAAGGGAAGAAGAAAGGGAGGAAACAGGGACCGGCUGUUGGUGAAGCAGCGUACCGCGCGUCCUAGUCUUGGUGAACUGGGGAGCCCAGGAGUGUAUCUCUGCCUCAAUCACUGUGGAGGGAGCCUUUUCACAUUCUGUGACCCCUCCCGCUGGCAGAGCCCCCUCUCGGUCGCCCGGAGCCUCUGGUGGCUUCAAGUGGGAAGCUGAGCCCAGUCUCUGUUUCGGCUUCAGAAGCGGCUGCGGCAGCGGCAGCAGCAUCCGGGAGGCGCUCGGGCCAGCGCGGUGAAACCGGCUGGAUAGCAGGGCUUGGAGGUGCGAGCCAGGAUGGAGGCAGAGGGCAGCAGCGUGCCGGCCCGUGCGGGCAGCGACGAGGGCAGCGACGGCGCCGGAGGGGCCACACUCAAAGCCCCCAAGCACCUCUGGAGGCACGAGCAGCACCACCAGUACCCGCUCCGGCAGCCCCAGUUCCGUCUUCUGCACCCCCAUCACCACCUGCCCCCGCCACCGCCGUCCUCACCCCAGCCCCAGCCCCAGCCCCAGUGUCCGCUGCAGCCGCCACCGCCACCCCCUCUGCCACCGCCCCCGCCGCCUCCCGGGGCUGCUCGCGGCCGCUACGCCUCUAGCGGGGCCACCGGCCGGGUCCGACAUCGCGGCUACUCGGACACUGAGCGCUACCUGUACUGCCGUGCCAUGGACCGCACCUCCUACGCCGUGGAGACCGGCCACCGGCCCGGCCUAAAGAAAUCCAGGAUGUCCUGGCCCUCCUCCUUCCAGGGACUCAGGCGGUGAGUGGAGAGCGCCCCCUCCCCCAUUCAGACAAGGGGUCACCUCCCCAGUUCUCAAAUUCUCCUCAUUGGUCUCUUUAUCACUAGCAAUCUAGGACCCAGGACUAAAUUCUAUUCUGGGAAUUGGGGGAGGGAAAGCAGGGGCGUGUUUGUUCUUGCUUGAGAGUGUUAGAAUUCACCUGUGUGUAAGAGACCCUGAAAGUACAGUUUAAAUGGUGUGUGUGUGUGUGUGUGUGAAAGAGAAUGAGGGAUUUGCAGUUGUCUCUACCACCCACCAUCCCCUUCCCACCCACUUCCAUCCCACCCUGGCAAGUGGGACUAAACAGGCAAAUUCAGUUUGCUCUGUUGCAGUAGGAGGAAGAGUGAAGGAAAGGGGUGGGGUUGUUGAGCCAGGGAGACUCCCAGUAAUCAUUCCACUCUCCCCAGAGUGAGGGGGGUUGGUGGGGCAGAUCUGAUGGUGACUGGGAAUGGGUGAGACAGCUUGGUUCCAGGAUUGCAGCGCAAAGCCUGAGAACAACUCAGUUUCUCUUUGUCAGAAAGUAAAUUGAACAGCUAAAGGGGAGAACAAACACGUGGGUGACUUGGAGAGUUUGGAGCAAAAUGUUCAGCAAUCCUCAGGAGAGGGAAAAGGGAGGGAUGGAAGGAGGGAGCAAAGACUCUGUGGGAGUUACACUGUGUUGGUAUGUGAUGUGUGCCUGCUCUAUGUGUAUCCAUCCAGUUUUCUUUGCAAAAUCCCAGGCAGAAAGUACCUCCUUUUAUUUAGCAGCAGCAAAGAUGCAGAGAUUUGAUUACAGUGAUUUCCCCUUAAUGUAAAGUGCUCCGGAAGAUAGGGCAAGGAAGCUGCAUGUCACCCAGAGUUUUAAUAGAAGCCAACUGCUCCUAUUCUGAGGAAAUGAGUAGUGUAAAGAACCAAUUACAGCUACUCUGAGAACUGAACUCAAAUUCUUAACUCAGGCAUGGAGGUGGAAGUUGGGCCCUUUCCCUGCAACCCCCAAACAGCUCUUUUCUUCCCUGUCCCAGGCCCUCUAAGCAAGGAAUGCCCUGCCCCCCACAAAGUGCACACAAAUAAGAUUUCAUUAUCUAAUCUUAGAGGUGGGCAGCCAUUGAUGGACUACAUAUCCAAGCCAUGUAUCUGCAUGAUGGGUAAACUGUAAAUCAGGUGGGCAUCCAGAAACAGGAAAACUUGGGGCUGUUUGUUCAGUUGUGAUUGACAGUUGUUUGUCUAACUGUAAUUGAUAGUAGGUUGGGUUUAUCCAGAAAUAUUAAUAGUGUUUAAAUGUAUGUCUUUCUGUCUGCCCCCUUUCUGGGCUCCGUCUCUCUCUCUGCCCUUUUCUCUUUUCCCCUCCCUCCCUCCUCCUCUCUCUUUAUCUCUUGCUUUUUUAUGGGCAAGUCUCUCUGUGUGUUGUGUACAAAAGGAAAUCCAGCCAAGUGGAAUAUCUCAACCCUGAUAUGCCCACAUACUUCUCGUACUCUUUGCCUUCCUCACACCCUUAAUUACUGGACAUUUUUUUGUGGUGAUGUUCUUAUACCUAUUAGAUAAAAAGGAUGAGAAUUGUGGUUUAAAUAGUCACUAUUCAGAUCAAUUUAAGGUUUGAAAAUUGAUGUGAUUUCAAACAUUUAUAAAUGAAUAUGCAAGUUUCAUUUUUAUACCUCAGACUGCUAAAGCCCGCAUGCUGUGUUAAAUUUUGUUUGAAAAAGUAAAUGUCCUCCACUUGGGUAGAGCACUAUGUAUGUGGUUCCCCUGUGGUGGAAUAAAGGCAAGCAUGGCACUUUGUAUGUUUGAACUAUAAACAUUUGUGAGACUGAGAUUUUAACAAAUAUUAAAUAAGAACAAGAGUUCUAGAUUAAUCUGUGGGUUGGUUGACUGUGUAGAGUCUCUAAAUUCAUUUUUUAAUAAAACAGAAUAUGUCUGAGAGGGUGAAGAGAGAAAAUAAGCUAAUUGGAGUAGAGGUAUUGCAUCAUUGAUUUACAUUUAUUUUUUGCUGUGCUCGCUACACUAAUUAAUUAUUCCAUUUGUAAUUUGUUAAUUGAAUGGUUCACAGAAAACUAAAGAUGUAUAAUUCUUACACAUAGCUUCCACUGUAGCUCAUCUGAUAAAUCAUUCUUAUUCUAUUUAAGAAUUAUUGGACUUAAAAUUCUUUACAUCACUCAUGUAUUUCCCAAACACUCAUUCAUUACAUGUCAAGAUUUCCCUUGAUAGAAUUGCUUUUGUAAAUAAAUGUACUUUGCAAAAAGGGCAUGGAUAUUGCUUUCAUUCUUUUAGGAGAAUGGUUAGGAAUG